AUGCAAACAAUCGGGACACCUCAGUACCGACUUUUGAAAAACAGUUUAGUUUUGGAAGAUGACGUGGAAGAUAAAAAUGCGUUUUUAUUCACUUUGGGGGAAAAUAAAGGGAAAUACCCACUGAUUGAGGAAUUCAAAGACUACGCUUUUUAUUGUGAGGCAGACGAUGAAGAUCUCUUUUAUAUAUGCGAUGAGGCUAUAGUCAUUUCUAAAAAAGGAAUCUUCGGAUGCUCUUGCAAAACUAACAAAACUCUUAACACACCAAAAAACGCGUUUUGGGAAAAAGAAAAGUUCGAACCGAAGAGGAUUACCGUCUUGCAACUGCAUUAA
Messenger RNA from Entamoeba invadens IP1, 330 nucleotides. RefSeq lists its product as hypothetical. NCBI's taxonomy places the organism in Eukaryota, Evosea, Mastigamoebida, Endamoebidae. The transcript has a single exon. Bases 1 to 330 code for a protein of 109 amino acids. The record is from RefSeq and is a predicted model, not a curated record.